UAAAAUACACAACUAGAUGGCGCUGUGAGUAAUUUCGAUUUCCGCCGCUGCCUUUCCGUUGUUCUUUCACUAUUCAAGAUGCCGCCUAAGAAGGAUACGAAGGGUUCUUCUAAACAACCACAGAAGACCCAGAAGAAAAAAGAAGGGUCCGGAGGUGGUAAAGCCAAGAAGAAGAAGUGGUCCAAAGGAAAAGUCAGGGAUAAGUUAAACAACCAAGUUUUGUUUGACAAAGCUACCUAUGAGAAGCUUUAUAAAGAAGUCCCACAAUACAAACUUAUUACGCCUUCUGUAGUCUCUGAAAGAUUAAAGGUCAGGGGAUCUUUGGCAAGGAGAGCUUUGAUUGAAUUACAACAGAAAGGUUUAAUUAAACAAGUUGUUCAACAUCAUGCCCAACUUAUUUACACAAGGACUACAAAGGGAGAAGAUCCUGCUGCUUAAGUUAAGACAAUGUAUAAGUACAUUUAAUAAAUAAAAAUGGUAAAAGAUAA
Onthophagus taurus is the source of this 488-nucleotide messenger RNA. RefSeq names its product Ribosomal protein S25 (gene RpS25). Lineage: Eukaryota; Metazoa; Arthropoda; Insecta; Coleoptera; Scarabaeidae. The record is from RefSeq and is a predicted model, not a curated record.